Molecule: messenger RNA, 3788 nt
Organism: Thunnus maccoyii (southern bluefin tuna)
Lineage: Eukaryota; Metazoa; Chordata; Actinopteri; Scombriformes; Scombridae
Gene: lcp1
Product: lymphocyte cytosolic protein 1 (L-plastin)
Exons: 17
Coding region: 382-2244 (620 amino acids)
Biological process (GO): actin filament network formation; actin filament bundle assembly
Cellular component (GO): actin filament; actin filament bundle; cytoplasm
Molecular function (GO): calcium ion binding; actin filament binding
Source: RefSeq, a predicted model, not a curated record
GAUGUGUAGCAGCGUGAACGUGGCCCUUUGUCUUCCUGCUACCUGCUCCUCUGGCUUCCUGCUUCCGACUGGCGUCCCUCCGGCUUACAAACACCCUUCUCCCGCCUGCAGCUCCACUUCCUGGUUACUGAUCCUGGCCUCGACUGAGGAUUGGCUGUUCCAGCUGUCAGUCCUACUGUUCAAUCAGAUUUGAAUAGAUGUGCUGUCGCCCUGCUUUCUGUGCCGACUCAGUGCACUGCCUGUCAAGCAGUGAGCAGCACAGCAGCCACAGGGACUAAGUAACGCAGCAAGACAGACAACGAAUAAUCCUCUACGCUCAGAGAUCACCAGCCUCACUGCAACUCUCAGUUUCAGGUUCCACUGCUCAUUCAGGUUUCCGACAUGGCUACCACCACACCGAUCUCUCCGGAGGAGCUGGAGGAACUUAGAGAAGCUUUCGCCAAGAUUGAUGUGGACAACAAUGGCUAUAUCAGCAAAGACGAGCUCAACGGGCUCUUCAGGGCCGCCAACCUGGCACUGCCGGGGUACAGGAUCCGAGAGAUUGUCCAGGAGUUUACCAAGACUGGCGACCAGCUCACCUUUGACGAGUUUACUCAGAUCGUCCAUGGCCUGAAGAGCACUGAGGUGGCAAAGACCUUCAGGAAAGCAAUCAAUAAGAAGGAGGGAAUCUGUAAUGUGGCAGGAACCUCAGAGCAGUCCGGUACUCAGCACUCCUACUCAGAGGAGGAGAAGGUGGCCUUUGUAAACUGGAUCAAUAAAGCUCUAGAGAAGGAUGCAGACUGUAAACAUGUUCUGCCGAUGGAUCCAAACAGCAACGACCUGUUCACCGGAAUGGGAGACGGCAUCAUUCUCUGUAAGAUGAUCAACCUCUCUGUCCCUGACACCAUCGAUGAGAGAACCAUCAACAAGAAAAAGCUCACACCCUUCACCAUUCAGGAGAACCUGAACCUGGCUUUGAACUCUGCGUCAGCCAUUGGCUGCCACGUGGUGAACAUUGGAGCUGAAGACCUGAAGGAGGGCAGGCAGCACCUGGUGCUGGGUCUGCUGUGGCAGGUCAUCAAGAUUGGACUGUUUGCCGACAUCGAGCUCAGCAGGAACGAAGCUCUGAUCGCACUGCUGCGUGAUGGAGAGAGUCUGGAGGACCUGAUGAAACUUUCCCCAGAGGAGCUGCUGCUGCGUUGGGCCAACUAUCACCUGGAGCAAGCCGGUGCUCCCAAAGUCAACAACUUCAGCUCCGACAUCAAGGACUCCAAAGCCUACUACAACCUCCUGAACCAGGUGGCGCCCAAAGGUGAUGAAGAGGGAAUCCCCCCCAUCACCAUCGACAUGUCAGGACUCAGGGAGAAAGAAGACCUGAGGCGGGCAGAGUGCAUGCUGGACCAGGCUGACCGGCUCGGAUGCAGACAGUUUGUCAUGCCCACAGAUGUCAUCCGUGGCAAUCCUAAACUCAAUUUGGCUUUUGUUGCCAAUCUUUUCAACAAGUACCCAGCUCUGAAGAAACCAGAGAACCAGGAUAUCGACUGGAGCUCUAUUGAAGGUGAAACUAGGGAGGAGCGCACCUUCAGGAACUGGAUGAACUCGCUGGGGGUCAACCCUCGUGUCAAUCACCUCUACGUAGACAUUGAUGACGCCCUAGUGAUCUUCCAGUUGUAUGAGAAGAUCAAGGUACCAGUUGACUGGGACAAAGUCAACAAGCCUCCCUACCCUAAACUGGGCAGCAACAUGAAGAAGCUGGAGAACUGUAACUAUGCAGUGGAGUUGGGCAAGAAGGAGGCCAAAUUCUCUCUGGUUGGCAUCGCAGGUCAGGACCUGAACGCAGGGAAUCGAACCCUCACCCUUGCUCUGCUCUGGCAGCUCAUGAGGAGGUACACCCUGAACAUCCUGGAGGACCUGGGUGACGGGCAGAAAGUGACUGAUGACACCAUCGUGGCCUGGGUCAAUGACAUGCUCACACAAGCGGGCAAAUCCACUAUCUCCAGCUUUAAGGACGGGUCCAUCAGUAGCAGUAUGCCGGUCCUGGACCUGAUCGAUGCCAUCCAGCCCGGAUCGAUCCGGUACGAUCUGCUGAAGACAGAAGAUCUGACUGAAGAGGAGAAACUAAACAACGCAAAGUACGCCAUCUCUAUGGCAAGGAAGAUCGGCGCCAGGGUGUACGCGCUGCCUGAGGACCUGGUGGAGGUCAAACCCAAGAUGGUGAUGACAGUGUUUGCCUGCCUCAUGGCACGUGGCAUGAAGAGAGCCUAAAGACCACAACCACCUCACCAACCUACCAUCAGUGACCUUGAAUCCGCAAACAGGCCAAAGGUUGAGGAAAUUAUAAAAAAAAGGUAGCUUAUGCAGAGGCUCAGCUGUGUGUUUGUGAAUUUAAACAAGACAGUUAGCCUACUUUUUGCAAGAAAAUUAACUUUUAAUUACAGUCUGAUAACCUAAAAUAUUGGAUAUACUAGGUUUGGAGAUACAGGGUACAGAUCAUGUUAAUACAGUUAUGGUACGUCACACAUUACAAAAUGUUGGUGAUGUCUUAAGUGCCACAGAGGGAAAACAAAGGGACAGAGGACGGACUUAUUUCUACAAAUAUUUCUUAGAGGCAGAAAUCAUCUGAACCGUUUAGUCACACUUCAGAUGGUAGAGCCACAGAGCCAGGUUGUGAAUUGCAAAGACCAAACUCUGGUCAUAAUAUAAAUAAGUAUAUAACCAAAAUUAUUUCCAUUUCCAUGCAGUCACAAUUUUACAAGCUGGCAGGCUAGCUACUGCAACUACUUUACCUAUAACAUGGCCAAUCUGAAUUUGGAAAGUCAUUUAGUAGCAGACCGCCAGUCUCGCAUCUCUUGGCUUUUUCAUUGGGUUUAGUGACAUUCUGUCAAAAAAAUAUUGGUUUUGUAUCUCCACCCACAGAGGUUUAACUGAAAGAGAUCAUUUCUGCCUCCAAAGAAGAGUUUUGAAGGGCUAAAUCUCCAAUGUAAAAUCGAAAUGUAAGAAAAGUCACCUGCUGCUGCCUUUACUACUAGUGUUGAAAUGAUUACUAAGUGCUUACUAAGUGAUUACUCGAUUACGAUAACUCCUAAAUUUCAGGUUCCAGCUUAUUAAGCACAAAAAACCGACCAAAGGCAAUAAAUGUCUAUCAGAUGAGUCCAAAAUACAACCAUUAUAUCAGUAAAUAAUAUUGUUAAUUAAAGACCCUCAUUCACAUUUUACCAGCUGAUUGGAGUUUAAAGAAAAAGUAUGAAGCUUUUACUGUGAAUUGUUCUCUUUGGGCUUAUUCUUCUUGGUCAGGAAACACACAUUCUAGUUUCCUUUUACGUUCCAUUUUCAUUAUUUUAUUUUAAUAAACAAUGUUUGACAGGUCUAAUGACCUUUUGCUGCCUCUUGUCAGUUUCAGGGCUCCAUAUCAGCUUCUUAAAUGUGAAGAUUUGCUGUGUCAGUUUCAUAUCACUGUCAAUUUAAUUCUUCUGGUUUUUGGACUGUUGGGCAACAAAAGAGGAACACAUAUAGCCAUUCUUUGCUGCACUGUCGAUAUCUCUGAUAACUGCAGGCAACAACAGUUUUCUGUUGCAAUAUUAUUUUUUUCUUUAAGAAUUAUGUGCAGUCGUAAAGGAGGUUGAUCAUGAGGGAUUUAAUUCCUUUUUUUAUAGAGCUGCAAUGUUCCUUGUUUUUACUGUUUAUUUACUUGGUACAGAGUAUGUGAUGUCUCAGGCAGAGCCACAGUUUUCUCAGUUGAUUACGACCACAUAUCAAAUCAGAAAGUUUAUGCCAAAUGUAUGUAACAAAUAAAGUGAUUUUGUAUCAAA